AUGGACAUUCGACAAGAUACGAUGUUGUUUGUAAUUCUUUUCUGUUUUGGUUUGGCGCAUUCUAAAAAUCCUGUAUUAGAAAUACCGCGAGAAAAAGCCUGUUCUGGUACCAAUAAUGGUUUAAGUUACUCUUCAUCUUUUAUACGACAUUUUCAUAAAAUACGACGUCGUUUUAAAGGAUGCACCCAUGUUAAUGGGAACUUGGAAAUCACACAUUUGGUGGUCGAAAAUUUCGACUAUGACAUGUCGUUUCUUAAAGAUAUACGUUACGUCUCCGGCUACGUGUUAAUUGCAACCAAUAAUAAGAUUGAUAAGCUAGAACUGCCCAAUUUAGAGACAAUACGCGGUAAUCAGACAAUCAGUAUCGGAGGAAGAGAUUAUAGCCUGGCAGUGGUGCUGAAUUAUAAAUUUGGAGACCCAGGUAUUGGUUUAAAGCAACUUCACUUUCCGGCACUUAGAGAGAUAUCUAUAGGGUCGAUUCUGUUCAGUCAAAAUCCUGGUUUAUGUUUUAUUCAUACAAUCGAUUGGUCAGCAAUAAGUGGGCGUGGUCCAGAGUCUAUCAAUAUGGUAAUAAGUGAAGAUCAACCACCAUUCAAUAGAAACUGUGGUGAAUGUGCUGUUUCGUGUGAAGUUGAUAAUACAACACGUUGUUGGGGAGAUAAUCCAACUCUUUGUCAACGAAUUCUACCAAACAUAUGUCAUUCCUCCUGUCCGUAUCGUUGUUAUGGACCCGGUCCAGAUGGCUGUUGUCAUGGUAACUGUGCUGGUGGUUGUUGGGGACCUAAAGAUACAGAAUGCAACAUGUGUAAAGACUACAGAUUAUGGAACCAAUGUGUCGGAAGUUGUCCUGUCAACUAUAGUAAACUCAAUCAGUACUGUUAUAAAUAA
Messenger RNA from Lottia gigantea (owl limpet), 888 nucleotides. RefSeq lists its product as hypothetical. The transcript has 6 exons. Bases 1 to 888 code for a protein of 295 amino acids. Lineage: Eukaryota; Metazoa; Mollusca; Gastropoda; Lottiidae. The record is from RefSeq and is a predicted model, not a curated record.